This is a messenger RNA of Nerophis ophidion (straightnose pipefish), 6327 nucleotides long. RefSeq names its product solute carrier family 12 member 7b (gene slc12a7b). The record is from RefSeq and is a predicted model, not a curated record. Gene Ontology annotation, cellular component: membrane. The transcript has 26 exons. Gene Ontology annotation, molecular function: potassium:chloride symporter activity. Gene Ontology annotation, biological process: chloride ion homeostasis; potassium ion homeostasis; chemical synaptic transmission. The coding region runs from base 344 to 3718 and encodes 1124 amino acids. Lineage: Eukaryota; Metazoa; Chordata; Actinopteri; Syngnathiformes; Syngnathidae.
CUUUCCUGCUAGCAAGCAUACAUGCAUGUCAUGCUUUCUGAAAAUGUGUGUGUGCAUGCGUGUGUACUGCCCUCCAAAGGGGCGGGUCAGUCCUGCGCUUCCUUAUUUGGAUUGUGGGGUUGAGGGUCGCACGGCAUCGAACAGUCUGCUAGUGAUAGACACAAAACUUUGGAAGACCUGACAUGAACCCAGGAAGCUAAAGUACACUAAAACCUUGUGAUUAGUAAACAACAUACAUUUGAGAAGAGAGAGCAAAGGUAAGAGGGAAAACAUCUGGACGGACGAAGAGAGCAAGAGUGGCGGAGAAGGAAAUAAGGCUGUGGCAACAGCACAUGGUGUAAAAAUGCCUACUAAUUUUACGGUGGUCCCGGUAAAGGACGGCUCGCAAAAGGCAAAAGAGACGAUUGAAGAAGAAGACGGCAUUAAAGACAAUGACUUAAAAGAUGAUGUGGACGUUGAAGGUGAUGGCGUCCCUAAGGAAAACAGUCCAUUCAUCAACAACACAGAAAAUGACAAGAGCAACAGUUAUGAUGGCACAAACAUGGCACUCUUUGAGGAGGAGAUGGACAGCAACCCCAUGGUGUCAUCACUUCUCGAUAAACUGGCAAAUUACACCAAUCUCACUCAGGGGGCGCAGGAACACGAGGAGGCAGAUGAAGAGGAGAGUUCCAAGAAGAAAGCUGUCAAGAGCCCUCAGAUGGGGACAUUCAUGGGCGUCUAUCUCCCCUGCAUCCAGAACAUUCUGGGAGUAAUCCUGUUUCUACGUCUUACCUGGAUUGUGGGCACAGCUGGUAUUUUAGAGUCUUUGGCCAUUGUUGGCUUGUGCUGCUCGUGUACCAUGCUGACAGCAAUAUCCAUGAGUGCCAUUGCCACCAAUGGUGUUGUGCCAGCUGGGGGCUCCUACUAUAUGAUUUCUAGAUCACUUGGUCCUGAGUUUGGGGGAGCUGUAGGCCUUUGCUUUUAUCUAGGUACGACAUUUGCUGGCUCAAUGUACAUCCUGGGUACUAUAGAGAUUCUACUGACUUACAUCGUGCCUAAGGCGGCCAUCUUUGUGGCAGAAAAGAAGGAAGAUGAGGUGGAGGCCCUCCUGAACAACAUGCGUGUUUACGGCACAUGCUGUCUUACACUUAUGUCUGUGGUCGUCUUUGUGGGAGUCAAAUAUGUCAACAAGCUUGCUCUCGUAUUCCUGGCUUGUGUCUUUCUGUCCAUUCUCUCCAUCUACGCUGGAGUAAUCAAAACCAUCUUUGAACCACCUGACUUCCCUGUUUGCAUGUUGGGGAAUCGCACCCUGCAGAACCACAACUUUGACAAGUGUCUUAAGACUGACGUAAUCGAUAAUGUGACCGUAACUACCCAGCUGUGGAAGUUGUUCUGUGAGGGUCCUGAGCUCAAUGCUACCUGCAACGAAUAUUUCCAGAACAACAACGUAACCAAGAUCCAAGGCAUCCCUGGACUUACCAGUGGAGUCAUUUCAGAUAACAUGUGGUCAGUGUAUGGUCCUCUAGGUUUGUUGGACGAAAACAGUAAAUUGUCUUCUGCGGGAGGAAGUGAUGCCACCCAGGAUAUCUACAUGCCCUAUGUGGUCAAUGAUAUCGCUACCUUCUUCACGCUGCUUGUGGGAAUCUAUUUUCCCUCUGUCACAGGUAUCAUGGCUGGUUCAAACCGAUCAGGUGAUUUGAGGGAUGCCCAAAAAUCCAUCCCAAUUGGAACCAUCCUGGCCAUCUUUACCACUUCUAUUAUCUAUUUUAGCAGCGUGAUGUUAUUUGGUGCCUGCAUUGAAGGUGUUUUGCUCCGAGACAAGUUUGGCGACUCUGUGAAAGGAAACCUCGUUAUCGGCACGCUGUCUUGGCCCUCGCCGUGGGUGAUUGUCAUUGGCUCCUUCUUCUCCUGCUGUGGUGCAGGAUUACAGAGUUUGACCGGGGCACCGCGCCUCUUGCAGGCCAUCGCACGAGACGGCAUUGUACCUUUCUUACAGGUGUUUGGACAUGGGAAGGCUAAUGGAGAACCUACCUGGGCUCUCUUGCUGACUGCCGGGAUCUGUGAGAUUGGAAUCCUUAUCGCUUCUUUGGAUGCUGUAGCACCGAUCCUUUCCAUGUUUUUCCUUAUGUGCUACUUGUUCGUCAACCUGGCCUGUGCAGUCCAGACGUUACUGCGAACGCCCAACUGGAGACCACGCUUCAAAUAUUACCACUGGACUCUGUCCUUCGUGGGAAUGAGCUUGUGUCUCGCUCUCAUGUUCAUUUCCUCCUGGUAUUAUGCCAUCGUUGCCAUGGCCAUCGCUAGCUGCAUCUACAAGUAUAUUGAAUACAGAGGGGCAGAGAAAGAAUGGGGAGAUGGCAUUCGUGGAUUGUCACUAAACGCAGCUCGCUUUGCCCUCAUUCGUCUGGAGGAAGCUCCCCCACACACCAAAAACUGGAGGCCUCAGUUGUUGGUGCUCUUGAACCUGGACUCAGAUCAAGCAGUUAAACAUCCUCGCCUACUGUCCUUCACCUCUCAGCUGAAGGCGGGAAAAGGCCUGACGAUAGUUGGGAACGUACUAGAGGGAACCUUUCUGACCAAAGAGACAGAGGCAAAGAAGGCAGAACAGAACAUCAAGUCUUCUAUGUCGGCAGAACGGACCAAAGGUUUCUGCCAUGUUGUCGUGUCCUCCAACCUCCGAGAUGGCGUCUCUCAUCUGAUCCAGUCAGCCGGGUUGGGAGGCAUGAAGCAUAACACGGUCCUAAUGGCCUGGCCCGGAACCUGGAAGCAAUCAAAUGAUCCACAAUCAUGGAGGAACUUCACAGAGAGCAUACGGGAGACCACAUCUGCCCACCAAGCCUUACUUGUGGCCAAGAACGUGGACAGUUUCCCAACCAACCAGGACCGCCUGGGCGAGGGCACCAUUGAUGUGUGGUGGGUGGUGCAUGACGGAGGCAUGUUGAUGCUGCUGCCCUUCCUGCUGCGACAGCACAAGGUGUGGAGGAAGUGUAAGAUGCGCAUCUUCACUGUGGCCCAGAUGGAUGACAACAGUAUUCAGAUGAAGAAAGAUCUGCAGACCUUCCUCUACCACCUGCGACUGAAUGCAGAGGUGGAAGUGGUAGAAAUGCACGAUAACGACAUCUCAGCCUUCACCUAUGAGAAGACUCUGGUGAUGGAGCAGCGCUCACAAAUGCUGAAACAAAUGCAGCUUUCCAAGACCGAGAGGGAGAGAGAGAUUCAAAGUAUCACAGAUGAAUCACGUAACUCCAUCCGGCGGAAGAACCAAGGAGCUGCACAGACAAGCAGACAGUCCUCACCAACAGAGGACACACAGGAGGAUGAGGCCCAACUCAUCCAUGACAGAAACACAGCCUCUCACGCUGCUACCAACGACAAAUCAGAAAUUGGAUCGGACCGAGUUCACAUGACCUGGACCAAGGACAAACUUUUCGCCGAGCGGGGUCGCAACCGGGAGUGCAACUCCAACGUGGCCGUAAGAGACCUGUUCAACAUGAAGCCAGAGUGGGGGAGCCUCAAUCAGACCAACGUGCGUCGUAUGCACACCGCCAUCAAGCUGAAUGAAGUCGUGGUCAACAAGUCACAAGGAGCACACCUGGUUCUUCUCAACAUGCCUGGACCACCCAAGAACCGAGGGGGAGAUGAAAAUUACAUGGAGUUCUUGGAGGUUCUCUUAGAAGGUUUGAAUCGAGUCCUGCUGGUCCGAGGUGGAGGCCGUGAGGUCAUCACCAUCUACUCUUAGAAAGGACGGCGCCCUCUGAUGCACACGUGAGGAAUUACAGUCAGCGGGGAUUUACGUCCCGGACAGGAAGUUAGCGAUGUUAUGAUGAAUCCAUUCAAGGUCAGCAGGACCUCCAAAAACAGAGACGAUUCCUGCGCCGAGAAAACAGAAAUAGACACUUUAUAUUUUUAUCCAUCACUUUACUUACUAUGUUGCGUUUCACUUUCUUCUUGUGUUCCACCUCCUCGUCUUUCCUGACAAUUUUCUCCACCCAAACGUUCACGCUCACAAGACAAGUACAGUACGUCAGGCUCCCCCAUGUUCACACAGUUCUUUCUUUAAAACAUUCUUUUUCAUGGCAACAUGGUUGGAUGGCGCUAUCUGCAGGGAAAAAUACGGUGCAGAUUAGAACCCAGCAGAGGGCGCUGUCUCACAAGUUAAUUUAUUCAACCUUUGCCAUUAGGAAGAUGCUUUAACAAGACGUGACGUUUGUAAGUAAACCUUUUUUAAAUACUGUAUGCAUAUUUAAUAGGUACAAUAUUGUAUACAUAUUUGGUAAGUACAAUACUGUGUGUGUGUAUAUAUAUAUAUAUAUAUAUAUAUAUAUAUAUAUAUAUAUAUAAUUAAAAUACUUUAUACACAUUUAAAAAGUACAAUAUUGUAUACAUAUUUGAGAAGUACAAUACUGUAUACAUGUCAUUCUUUGCUAAUGUUUAAAACUUGUUUUAAGAAGAGUGAGAGGUGUAUUUAAAUAAAAAUGUUUUUAGGACUUUUUUUUUUGGAAGGGAGGGGAGGGUAAUCCAAAUACAGUAGGGAAAGGAUUUAUAUGGCCCCAUUUCUGGGUGUAAGGGGUGGGGGGUUAAUAAACUCACAAUGCAGUCUGCUGAAAAUGAGGGAAAGCGGCACUCUACAUAGCAACUUACGUUGGGGUCAAAGUCGAGAUUGCCGCAAAACACAUUUUAAAAAUGUCCACACUGACAGUCAAAUGGAAUUGUGCACCCCCUCCCCCAAUUUGUCACGUUUCAUAUGUCAGGAAAACCUCGACCAAUGGGGCUGCAUAAAUUCUCUUCCUGCUGUGCAUAAUCCACAAACAAAGAUCUUGUCAGUUAUAUAUUUCCCAUAUUUAAGUCUCUCCGGAACAUUCUGAAGCAUUAUGCAUAACAUUUUUAGCUUUUUAUUUUGUGUUUUACUGUUGUAUUCACGCACAUAAAAUAACUUGUUCAAUCGCGGCGUUCCAUGUAGUAGUACUAUUUGCUUGUAGUAGUAAUACUACUUGCUUGUAGUACGACUUGGAAAGCGAUGUAGUAGACAAGUACAUUAUGCAUAAUGUCAGCACUUCAGUUGGACUAAUUAUAUUUUGGCUAAUAUUUAUACACUGAUAAUUGUGUUUUUUUUCCAAAGUAAUAUUUUAUUAGUUUGAGCACACAACAGAAUUAAAUAACACAAUCUCAAAAUGUAGUACAGUAGGAGAAAGUGCCAAAAAUUGGAAAUAUCAAAGUCAUGCGGUGGCAUUUUGGAAUAUGCGAAGAAAUCAUGAGCUGCAGGCAGAAUUUUGAACAAUGAAUAAUAAACAAACAUUUUGUCAGCUGACGCAAACUUGAUGAAUUUCAUUUUCACUGACAUUUCUUUGGUUUUAGUAUAGAAAGAUCUAUUUUUCAGUGUUUCAGCCUGUUGGGAAACCAAGAAAAUACUCACAAAUAAUUGUGAUGUUUGCAAAAUCUUUCUUUGCCGUUCAUAUCCUCGCAGUUUCUUUCAGCUAAGUAUCGUUUAUUUAUUUUUUAUUAAGUCCUAUUUCGUUGCAAUUCUUUGAGGCUGGUGGUCAUAUUGACUUUAUAUUGUGUGUUGUUUGUUGUGUUUUUCUUCAGUUGUUGUGUAAUCACAUUGUCACACACUUUAGUGCAGGAGGGUCUAAAGUUUUUCCACCCCCCAAAAAAUAUCUUUGCUACAUAAAAGUAGUUUAUAAAAUAAAUUUUUUAGUUAUUUAUAUACUGAAACAUAUCUGUUGCUGAUAAAGUAAAAUUAAGAAAGGAUAAAAUGCACUUCGGACCUUACUGCUUUAGUGUGAACUUGUGUGUGUAAAUUUGUGUCAACCUAGGCAGGAAGGAAGUUUAUGGAGAUGAAUCUAUUUGACUUUUAGUCGUCCAACUCACUUUUUACUAUAUAUUCAUGCCGUGUUGUUAACUACUGACAUUUUUAAUCUUCCUUUGUUGCUUUUAACCUCACGUGGAAGAAAUAAAAACUGUCUAUUUAAAAAAAAGAAGAGUCCCAAUCCAAAUUAUGUAAGUGUAUUUUUGUUUUUAAAUGUGUUGCCAAGCUCAGUGGCACUCACAUGUCAUCAAAGAUUUAUCUUAAACAAAAAAACAGGAAUAUGAUAUCUACCUCAAUAGCAAAUCAAAAACUCACUGAAACAUUUUGUUUCACUAAAAGGGGAAAGGGAAUUAGAAAAGUCUAGAAGGCGAUGAAAAAGUGUGUUUGUGUGAUUGUUCAAAUGUUUGUGUCUUUGUGUAUCUGUGCGCGCGUGCGGCCUGUAAAGGAAAUCACAUUGUGUGGGAGCAUACAGAAAUAUAGUAGCUUUGUUAUUAAAUUAUAUUUGUGCCUCAAGUAAAUAUUAAAAAAGUGCUGAAGUCGAA